This is a messenger RNA of Ophidiomyces ophidiicola, 1827 nucleotides long. RefSeq names its product vacuolar alkaline phosphatase (gene PHO8). Gene Ontology annotation, molecular function: alkaline phosphatase activity. Bases 1 to 1827 code for a protein of 608 amino acids. The transcript is spliced from 2 exons. Gene Ontology annotation, cellular component: fungal-type vacuole membrane. Lineage: Eukaryota; Fungi; Ascomycota; Eurotiomycetes; Onygenales; Onygenaceae. The record is from RefSeq and is a predicted model, not a curated record. Gene Ontology annotation, biological process: dephosphorylation.
AUGACGCGAAACGACCCAUUACUCGUCCAGCGCCCAUCCUCUGAACAAUCGGCAGAGCGAAGCGACGCUGAAGAGGAUGCUCUCUUAACUGGUCAACGAACGUAUCGUGACCAAGACCGUCGCGGAGCUACGUUUUGGCGUCAGAUUGGAUUGUUCGCAUGGGCCCUGCUAGCUACUGCUGCUGUCAUCAUCCUCGCCGUUGCCUACCAACAUCAACAAUCCACCGGUAAAGGUGAAGGAAGAUGGCGCGAUUCAAGGCCCAUGGGAAAACGGAACCUGAUAUUUAUGGUCUCCGAUGGCAUGGGCCCUUCGAGCUUAUCGAUGACGCGCAGCUUUCGCCAGUUGCGAGACGGCCUUCCCAUCGACGAUAUUCUCGUGCUGGACAAACAUCAUAUCGGACAAUCUCGAACAAGAUCAACGUCUAGCCUGGUUACAGACUCUGCCGCUGGUGCGACGGCGUUUUCGUGUGCGAAGAAGAGCUACAACGGUGCUAUAGCUGUGCUGCCAGACCACACUCCCUGCGGGACUGUCUUGGAGGCUGCGAAGGCUGCUGGUUAUCUAACAGGCUUGGUAGUUACGACGAGAAUUACAGAUGCUACUCCUGCCUGCUUUUCCUCCCAUGCCAACAUGCGUUCAUACGAGGAUUUGAUAGCGGAGCAUCAGAUUGGAGAGUACCCACUUGGCCGCCAAGUUGACCUUAUCCUUGGAGGAGGAAGAUGCCAUUUCCUCCCCAACUCUACCUCAGGUAGCUGUCGUGGUGAUAACAAGGAUAUUGUGCGACUCGCCCAAUCGAAAGGAUUCUCGUACUUUGAUGACCGCAAAGGUUUCGAUGCGCUCAAACUUGGCACUGCUGUGAAGCUUCCCUUGCUUGGCCUUGUUGCUGAUAAGGAUGUGCCUUACGAGAUCGACCGUCGAUAUCAAAACGACACAUAUCCUUCUCUAGAAGAAAUGACUCGAACGGCUUUGAAAGCGUUAAGUGAUGCGACGCGUGAUAGUGACCAGGGUUUCUUCAUCAUGAUUGAAGGCUCUCGCAUUGACCAUGCCGGCCAUGGUAACGAUCCAGCAGCUCAGGUUCACGAAGUUUUAGCAUACGAUAGAGCUUUUGCUGCCGUAUUGGAAUUUCUCGAAAAGGAUUCCACCCCUGGUGUUGUUGUUAGUACAUCUGAUCAUGAAACCGGUGGAUUAGCCGUUGCACGACAGCUUCAUCAAUCAUAUCCCGAUUACAAGUGGUUUCCAGGCGUCCUUGUUAAUGCUAGCCAUUCUUCCGAAUAUCUUCAAGCCAGGCUUGAUGGGUACCUUAAUAACGAAGGAAAAUCGGCCCCCAAGAAGGAACAGAGUGCAUAUGUUCGUCGCCACUUUUUGGAAAAUGGCCUUGGAAUAUAUGAUGCGAAGGAUGCUGAGAUUGAUUCACUUCUUCGUUCGGACUCUCCGAUCCCUGCGGCCUAUAUUUUUGCAGAUAUGGUCAGCCGAAGAGCUCAAAUAGGUUGGUCAACUCAUGGACAUUCUGCUGCCGACGUAAACAUCUAUGCGUCUUCUCCGCGUGACGUUAUGAAUCUUCUUGGUAACCGCGAAAACACCGAAGUCGGUGACUUUCUUGUCAAUUAUCUUGAUUUGGACCUGGAUUCGAUCACGGAAAAAUUAAAUGGCACGAAGACCACCCCAAAAGCUAGUAGCAAUGGCUACGCCUGGAUGGGAGCACCGCUCGAUAGCGAUGUUGUUGUCGAUACACUUGAUAUUUAUCAUGGCGACUUCAAGAAACGCAGCCUCUCCUGGCCAAGUGAAGUCGUCAGUACUGAUGGAGGAUGCGGGUGCGGGAUGGCACACUAA